CGACAUCCUCACAAAAGUUAACUUUGACGAUGGUAUAGUCUGUCACUAUUCAGCCAUCGUUGGCAGGCCACAUCUCCAAGGGCAUUGCCCUCUGCGGAAAAAAGCAGGUUCUGGCCGCAAGGAUCUCAUUUGACCUCGCAUCCAUGUUUACGGGCCGAGAUCUAAAGACUGAUCACAUGCUUUUCUUGAUCAAGGCUAUUGCGUUAUUCAAUGCAAAUGAACAUCAAGAGGCAAUGCUGCGCAUUGGAGAGCUGACCGCAAGUCCCGAUAUCGAUCCUAUUGCUUGUCGUAUUGUGGAAGCCUACCUACGCGUCCAACUGGGAAACAUUGCCUUGGAUGGCGCGCGCUACAAUGAAGCUGUUGAACACUUCACUGCGGCCGUCAAUGCUAGCGCUUUCUUUUACAAAUCGCCAAUCCAUUUGACAUACGACGAAUUUGUCGCACUCUUUGGCUGGAACCUCAAGUCCUUAUGGCAAACCGCAAACCAGCAACAGUGUUAUGCACUCUUUCGAGCAGGUAGUUUUGGAGCAGCUAUCGAAUCGUAUCAGUCUAUCAUGGAUAAGAUUGAUGACGAUAUGAAGGGCAACUUUCGUGUUUGGUUCACCGGUAAGCAUUCGGUAAUAUCUCCCUAUCUCUCCGUCCAUAAUCAUCAAUUGCACUUUACUCAGGUCUUGAGUAAGAUCAAAACGCGCUCCAUCCUUCCCAUGGAGAUGGUGCACUCACAGCGGACGGUUGUCCGUAUGAUUUGAAAAACAGAGAUCCUCGAGUAGUCUUCAUUUGUGCCGGUAGCUGUAUUGGUCAAAUAGUCCUUGGUGCUCGUAUCAUGAUAUACAGGCCCAAUUGAAUAUGUUUACUAGGGAUUCACGUUCUGUAAUUUACCAACGUGUACUGAGUACACAUUGUGAGCGGACAAGUCCUAAAUGCAUCCCUGUCCUGGACGGCAGUUUGAUAUCUGGGUUUCUUCA
This is a messenger RNA of Suillus bovinus, 965 nucleotides long. RefSeq lists its product as uncharacterized. Bases 144 to 749 code for a protein of 201 amino acids. The record is from RefSeq and is a predicted model, not a curated record. Lineage: Eukaryota; Fungi; Basidiomycota; Agaricomycetes; Boletales; Suillaceae. The transcript has 4 exons.